GUGUGGAUGCAGCAUGCCGAUGCGGAGUGCGUAACUCGCGGCGCAGGCAAGACUUCUUCGAUCUCUGCUGGAAAAGAAGCUGGCGCAAGGUGCAGGGCCAAAGCCACCCUUUCGGCAUGGUCAGCGGCGGUCCGACGAGGUGAGCAGGCUUAGAUGCUAAUUCCAGCCGCUGUAAGAAAAAAUGGCGGGGAUGAUGAGCAUUUUCUUGCUCUUUUGUCUUCUCACUUCAUGCUUUGGCCUUCAACAAAAAAGACAGCUAUUUUGGAAAUUGAACCCUGGCGGCUCGGAGGACACAACAGUAAUUCACAUUAGGGCAGUUGGCACCACGAACACGAUCCACUACAUCUGUAGCCUGCUGGAAAAGCCCUCGUUUUUGAUCGCCGUGACCGAGCCCUUCGCCAACAUCACCAUCAACUGGGAAUUAUUGAUGGCCAGCACUUUGGAUAAGUGCAUUAACUUCCAUCCCGAGCCGUCGUUCGCUUUUGGAUUUACUAUCAAUCGAAUUCUCGAGGUGUACGGAGAGCAUAAUUUGUGGCCUCAUUACAAGAAUGGCGUCUACAGUUGGCACAUGGACCAGUUCAGUUGGUUACCACUUCCUGUGGAAAUUGGCGAAAAGGGUUGCCCUCUCAGAUUCGAGUUUUUGGGCGAGGACUACAUGGACCGCCACUUUGAGGAAUACAAAGGAACCGUUUCUCUUGUGUUAAAGAUUUACGACGAGGAUGGCUUUGACAUGGAAGAGAUUUUGUGGCACACAAUUAACUCGAGCCUUCUCCAAAUAUCAUUGCAAAACUUCCAACCAUACUUCCAAAAUCACUCUAGAUUUGGUUUGGAGUUCUUCGUUGCCAGCAACGACAACAAUUUUUUCGAAAGUGUCAUUAGAAAGAAGCAAAAGAGUUUUGAAAACCUGGUGCCGGAAUAUUUCCAGGUGUAUGAAAUGUCAGUACCACAUGGAUUUUCUAAAAGUGGCGGCUUCAUGCAAUGGCACCGCAUGGCAUUCACUUCAUCUGUCAAAAGCACCACUUCAGUCAUCCCGACCUUUCAGCAUCCAUUGCGAAUGGUAGAAAGUGAGGAUUUCGAAGACAUUCUCAUCCAGUCUUACUUUGGCUCCGAGUUUAUUGGCGCAACAACCCACGCCUUCAACAUCACAUUUGCCUACUUUGGCAACAGUUACUACGACAGUUUUAACCUACUUUCUUGGUCUUUUGUUUUCGGAUACGGAGAUUCUCCGCAGAGUGAUAUCAACUGGGUGCUGGCUUUUGUCCACAUAUUUGGAUUCAGCUUGAUAUCGGUAAUGAUGACCUGCUGUUGCUGCCUUUAGCUCUGUAAGUCUUUCAAAAGUCAUUUCUAAAAUUAUUGAGAUUGACGACAAUUUUGGUAUAUUUAAGGCGCACAGAUUUUAAUACAUAUCGAUUUAGAAAUUUCAUUGGAUGCACACCGAGUAUCCCAUAAAACAUGAUCAAAUCCGUGAUUUGUGCUCAAAGAAUAUGUUGCCGUAUACAAAUGAUCUGCUAAAAAAAUCAAAGCCUUAUUAAAACAAAAACGGUGAAACUGCUUUUUAUACUUUUUUAACGAGAUAAUAUUGGAAAUUAGGUUGGCUGUUUUAAAUGGAAUAAAAACAUAUCAAAAAAUCAAAAGCACUGUUACAAUGUGAAAUCCCAUUCUGCAGAAUAUAUUGGCUGCUUUUGUAAAUGCACUGAUUGUGAGGAUCUUUUUGCGACAUGCUCUAUAAAUAAAUAAAUAUAAUUAGCUGCGCUUUGAAAAGUAGAAAAAUGCACUACUGCUGUUACUUUGGAUCUGGAAAAAAUCAGGUUCAGCACGAUCGUUAAUAAAAAAUUCAAUAUUCACAAAAUCUUCUUCGCGGUGUCUCUCUCAAUCAUAAUAUAACUGCAGCAGGAAUGGGAGUAAGAAAUGAAUAGGAGUGCUAAGUGAUAAUCAAAUAGUUUGACGCCUGUACAAAAAUUUGAGCUCGACCUGAUACAUAUCAUAAAACAAUGAUGUUAAUUGAGGACAUUAUUGUCUUGUUGAAAAUCAUAUAUAGUCUGAAAUCCUUAAAUCACUUUGCAAAAAUCCUCAAAAAUCACUCCUGAUGAGCACAUAUUUGCACAUAAUUGUAUAUUAUUUUAAUGGGAAAAAAAUUGAAUUGUAUAAAAAGAUUUUUUAAAUAGCAGCAAAGUUAAAAUAUAAUUAAACAACUUGUUUUGAUCAUCAGAUUUCAUCAGAUAUAAAUUAUAAUGUAAAGAAUAUUCAAGUCAUCUAUUAAAAUUUUGAUUAUAGAAUUUUCUAUUAAAUACAAAUACUCAGGUGCAUAUUUUUAUGACCUUUCCCUAUAUCCUGAGGACUAUAUGCAAUGCAAUACACACAUGAUUAUGGGCCGCUUUUGAGUUGCAAUCAAUUAAAAAUGGAAGGAUUUUAAGAUAUCAUUGUGAAAAUAUGUUAUUUUCGAGUAAUUUACUUGAUAUUUAAAAAGUGCGUAGAUAAAGUCGAGAUUUGAAGAAGAAAAAUGUGGCCACGCCGCAAAAUUGAUGUUAAAAUAAUUUAUGUCAAAUACACAGAAAAUUUCACCUCCUAAUGCGCUUUAUGGAAUAAUAGCAACAAUUUUAUGGACUUGUAUGUUUAUCUCACUUGUAUGACUGGUUUUAUUAGUUAAAAAUUAAAAAAAGUUAGCUAAAGCAAUAAAAUUUUAUAUAGCCAAAUAUUUUGAAACUAUGUACAUUUGAUUAAUUUUUGUGUUAUUUUAUGUACUUUUUGGUUACUUGCCAAAGAUGAAUUUAUGUAAAGCAAUGACAGUUGGAAAAAUAAAAUAUAAAAGGUUU
Messenger RNA from Neocloeon triangulifer, 2813 nucleotides. Its product is annotated as glycosylated lysosomal membrane protein B-like. Lineage: Eukaryota; Metazoa; Arthropoda; Insecta; Ephemeroptera; Baetidae. Gene Ontology annotation, cellular component: lysosome. The record is from RefSeq and is a predicted model, not a curated record. The transcript has 7 exons. Bases 182 to 1318 code for a protein of 378 amino acids.